Heterocephalus glaber (naked mole-rat) is the source of this 2262-nucleotide messenger RNA. RefSeq names its product NHERF family PDZ scaffold protein 2 (gene Nherf2). NCBI's taxonomy places the organism in Eukaryota, Metazoa, Chordata, Mammalia, Rodentia, Bathyergidae. Gene Ontology annotation, molecular function: signaling receptor binding; protein-membrane adaptor activity. Gene Ontology annotation, cellular component: apical plasma membrane. Gene Ontology annotation, biological process: protein localization to plasma membrane. The record is from RefSeq and is a predicted model, not a curated record.
GCGGGAGCUAGAGCCGAAGCCUGAAGAGACUGAAGCAAGCAGGAGACGCCGAGGCCGCCGCGGGUCCCCAGUGUCGCCGCCUGCGCCCCCGCGCUACUGCCUGCCUGUCGUGGGCAGCAGCGGCCGGCUGGGGGGCAGCGGCGCCAUGGCCGCGCCGGAGCCGCUGCGGCCGCGCCUGUGCCGCCUGGUGCGGGGCGAGCAAGGCUACGGCUUCCACCUGCACGGCGAGAAGGGCCGCCGCGGGCAAUUCAUCAGGCGCGUGGAGCCCGGGUCUCCCGCCGAGGCGGCCGCGUUGCGCGCUGGGGACCGCCUGGUCGAGGUCAACGGCGUCAACGUGGAGGGCGAGACGCACCACCAGGUGGUACAGAGGAUCAAGGCUGUGGAAGGGCAGACACAGCUGCUGGUGGUAGACAAGGAGACAGAUGAGGAGCUUCGCCGGCGGCAGCUGACCUGCACUGAGGAAAUGGCCCAUCAAGGCCUUCCACCGGCCCAUGACCUCUGGGAACCAAAGCCUGACUGGGCACAUGGGGGCAGCCUCAGCUCUGAUGCUGACCAGAAGGAUGUCAGUGGGCCCCCGAGAGAGUUUCGGCCUCGGCUCUGUCACCUUCAAAAGGGACCUCAGGGUUAUGGAUUUAAUCUGCACAGUGACAAGUCCCGGCCUGGCCAGUACAUCCGCUCUGUGGACCCAGGCUCACCUGCUUCCCACUCUGGUCUCUGUGCCCAGGACCGGCUCAUCGAGGUGAAUGGGCAGAAUGUGGAGGGGCUGCGCCAUGCUGAGGUUGUCGCAAGGAUCAAGGCACAGGAGCAUGAAGCCCGGCUGCUGGUGGUGGACCCUGAGACAGAUGAGCACUUCAAGCAACUGCGGGUCACACCCACCGAAGAGCAUGUGGAAGGUCCAUUGCCAUCACCAGUUACCAAUGGGACCAGCCCUGCCCAGGGAUCCUGUCCUGGGUCAGCACCAUGCCCAAGUCACACAGGGCCAGCAGGCACCUGGGGCUCUGGGGCCACUGCCCUCUCUUCUCUGUUCCUGGUACUAUUUAGCUACUGUUUCAUCCUGCAGUCGCAACCUCCUUGGAAGACGGCCCUGUCUUCAUCCAAGCUCAAUGGUGGCUCGGUGUGCUUGUCCCGAAGUGACCUACCAGGCUCAGACAAGGACACUGAGGAUGGUAGUACCUGGAAGCGAGAUCCAUUCCAGGAAAGCGGCCUCCACCUGAGCCCCACAGCAGCUGAGGCAAAGGAGAAGGCUCGGGCCACGCGGGUCAACAAGCGGGCGCCCCAGAUGGACUGGAACCGGAAGCGUGAGAUCUUCAGCAACUUCUGAGCCCCUCCUUGCCUGUUUGGGCCCAUGUGGGAUCGCUGGCCUGUCCAGAGCUCCGCAAGCCUCAGUGGACUGGGGGGUGGUUUCCUCUAUCCAGAAAGCAACCUGUGCCCCAGUGAGCCUCUGUCUUGUCUCCUACCUGCUCUGUGCUGGGGACCUAUCCCAGCAAGAUGAGGAGAGAGACAGAGACAGAAAGAGACACUGAGAGAGAAAAUGACUGGUGAAGAGAAGGUGGGCCAGAGUGUGACCAUCACCAAGGGCCUUUGCUGCUCUGUCCCAGGCCUGCUGACUGAAAGGAAUUUGUUUUGCUUUUUUCUCAAAAAGAUCUCCAGCACCACGUUUCCACUUAAUACUAGAGCCCCUUUACCCCUACGACUUGCUUUCUAAGUAACUGCGAUACAACAAACCUUUCUCUGCAAACCAUUUCCUCCCCACCUCCUCAGUAGCACCAUCCUGAGUGAAAACCUAGGAACUUCCAGGGGACAGAAAGCCAGAGGCCCUCAGGCUGUACUCAUGUGAGCUUUUUUGGGGAAAGGCUGGGGAAGCCAGAUGUGCCUAUAGGAGCUGCCCUCCCUUGUGUGGAGGGUCACUAGGCCAGCCCCUAGCCCCCUGCCCAUUUAGGGGCUUGGAGUGCAGGGCCUGGGCUCUAUGAGGGGCCUGAGGAUGGAGGCCUAUGCCCCGAGGAAGGCAGUCUCCGGACAGGCCCCCCUUCCCGCACCAGGCCUGGGGAAUGUAAGAACUGCCCCCAUGAAGGGCCCCAAGCCUAUAGGCCUAGCCUUUUUUUGCCUUACACCUGCCCGGCAUCCACCCCUACAGACAUCCUGUUGACUCUGCCCUUUCCUCAAUGCCCUGAACCCCUAUACUGACCGACACUGCUGUCUGCCUUGUAAGCCAUAGCGCAUGCGCGCUCUAAGAAUAAACAGACCUUGCCUUGGAACCUGGCA